CCUGCUGGCUGAUAGGGAACUGCAUCCCCCAGGAUUCAGUGCGGCAUCAUUGCUUUUCUACGGUUAGCGCGGUGCUUUUUUUAAAGCUGGUAUGGUGAGAUGUAGAACGUAGCAAUAAUAUUAACGUCUUAGCUGAGCGAUAUGAAGUGUGAUGAUUCUUCAAGUCCGCUAUCAGAAUCUGAACUGGACCCAGAUCCUCUGCAUUAUCCACCACCUCCUCCUCUGCAAUUGCCACAUCUGGAGAAACCGCUGCGCCAGGCCUUCUACAAUACUGGAGCUCUAGUGCUGGUGGGACUAUGCUGUGGGGUGGGAGUACUCAUUUAUUUUAUCCUCGAGGCGUUUUUGCGUCCUCUACUGUGGGCUGUCCUAUGCGGCACCUUUUUGCACCCGUUCAAAAGUUCCCUCACGGCAUUUGGCCGUCGCUGGCUGCGUCGCCUCCGCCAUUCUAACACACCAGUAUUUUUGGCUACUUUCUUAUUGCCACUGUCUUUUGCUAAUGCGGCCGCCGAAACAUUGGGUAAUGAGAUCAUGCGGCGCCGUCGGCUUCUUCUCCUUUUGAGUGCAGGAAGUCCCGUUUUGUAUGGACUAUACUGCGUCGGUACUUCCGUUGGAGUCCAGGUCGCUCUUGAGUAUUCCGCCAGCAUCAUUUGCCGAGGAUUAGAUUAUUUCAGUAGCCAUUGGAUAUGGACCUUGAUAGCAGGCUAUCUGUUGACUGUGUUAUUCAGAUGGAACCAAAGCACGGAGCGUUACUUGAAAGCAGUCUCAGUUCCUCUCUGGAUUGUUCUGCUACUUCAUUUGGCUUCUGCAGCAGGAUCUUGGAGAAUUCCAAUUGUUGUGCUUAUAAUUGUCUUAAUGACUAUAGGUUUGCUUCAUGAGCAAUCAAAUGGAAAAGAGCCUCCAGAGGCACAACUUGUUGGUCAAGUAAUUUCCAUUGCAGCAUCUGCAGUUACCAUGGUAAUUUCAGUUACGUGUUAUGAAUCAAGUAAUGAGGAUCAUCCAUUACAAACCUCAGAAAUUAUAGAAAGUGAUGGUUCCAUAUCAGCAUCAUCCAAUGAGAAGAGCGGACAGAGACCUGAGAUUGCAACAUUUUCUAAAAAGAAGAAAGCCAGUGACAUCUACUUUGUUCUGCUCAUAUGGAGCAUUGUAAUAGUCCAGAUUUGGUUUAAUUUCUGGAUAAUUCAAUUGCUGCCCUUACCUUUUGCAGUAUGGGUUUUAAAAAAACUGUUGGUCCACUUUGGAAUAGUGCAAUUCUCAUUGAUUUACUACAGUACCUACUGGCAUAGUCUGGAAGAUUUUGUGAAACAACGUCAAGAAGUUCUUGUACCACAACCAGUUAAGGGGCUUGGAAGAAUUAUUCUCAAAUUAGACAGCAAGAUGAAUGUGUGGUUGGAAAAAAUCCUAGAUAAAAUAAUUAGCAUAUUCAUUAUAUUUGUGCUAGUGAUAUGCACCCUGCUGCUUGCACUGCUCCUCACAGCAAAGGUUCAUCAGGAAAGUGUACAUAUGAUUGAAGUAACAAGCAGGUUGAUUAAUGAAACAGUAGCCAAUCACCCAGAAUGGGCCAAUUGGCUUCCCGAAGCUCAAGUCAUUCAGAAGGCUUUGAAUUCAGCUGCUACUAAUGUUUAUCAGUAUGGACGAGAAUGGAUAACACAUAAGCUUGAUAAAAUAUUAGGAGAAAAAGUAAAUAGUACUGCUAUGAUUGAAAAGCAAGUUCUGGAGCUUUGGGACAGACUAUAUCAUUCUUGGUGUGCAAAAAAUACAACUCAUUCUGGACAACAAAAAAGUCACAAAAAGCUUUUAAAUCGUGAGCAUAGUUGGACAAGUGAUAUGCUUGAUUGGCAGGAUGUUGCUUCUUUUAUUCAUGAGAAUAUUGAAACAUUUCUUUCGAUCUUAGAAUCCCUUUGGAUAGUGAUGAGUCAUAAUGUUAGCCUUCUUUUUACCACAGUUACAACUUUGCUAACAGUCCUCUUCCACAGUAGCACUGCAGUUCUUAAUUUUGUUCUUUCACUGGUGAUUUUCCUGACUACAUUAUUCUAUCUUUUAAGUUCCAGUGAUGAAUACUAUAAGCCAGUGAAGUGGGUGAUCAAUUUAAUCCCUUUGUUGCAGUCUGAUGCAUCUUCAAACAUAGUCAGCGAAUCUGUGGAGGAAGCCAUAAGAGGGGUAUUUGAUGCAUCUCUCAAAAUGGCUGGAUUCUAUGGUCUAUAUACUUGGCUGACUCAUACCAUCUUUGGAAUAAACAUUGUCUUCAUACCCUCAGCUCUGGCUGCUAUACUUGGAGUAGUUCCAUUUUUGGGAACAUAUUGGGCAACCACACCUGCAGUUCUAGAUCUUUGGCUUGUUCAAGGAAAAGGAUAUAAAGCUAUGCUUCUCUUCAUUUGUCAUCUAUUGCCAACUUACUUUGUAGAUACAGCAAUCUAUUUGGAUAUAUCUGGAGGAGGUCAUCCUUAUCUGACAGGUCUUGCAAUAGCUGGUGGAACAUAUUACCUAGGACUGGAAGGAGCCAUCAUAGGACCUAUACUCCUUUGCAUUUUUAUUGGUGCCUCUAAUAUCUACAGGGCUGUGCUUGUGAGUCCGACAAAUUAAUUACAGAUGCAUCAGCCUUUGAAGAUUUACUGUGUUAUAACUUAUGUGGAGAAUUGUGAUUACUUCCCUGGACGAUUCCCCAGAUACCUCUCAAGAUGUCAGAUUGGGGGAGGAUGAAACCAGUUCUUGGCACAUCAGGAGCUGAGUUGAUUGAUGGCUCCGAGCAGCUGUCUAUGUAGGAUUUGGCUGAGGCUUCAGGCAGGGAAAGCAUGCAACUGCAGCCAGUCAGUGAGGAAGAAGAGGAACUGCCUUCUGCACCUGAUCCAAGAACAUGUAGGACAGAGAAAGACCAGUAUCUUCAGCCAAUUGGAACACAGAAAUGUUUUGGAAUAAUAGGCACUUAGGGUGCCUGGCCUUGGAAUAAGAUGCAAAUUGGUACCAAGCUUCUCUGGUCUUCAUCAUCUAUCAUUCUUCCCUCCCUAUUUCCAAUUACAUAUAGACACAGCUUUAUUGCCCAUCUAUCCUACCCCUCCCCUUUCUAACCUUUGAUGGCAGGAUGCUUGUGAAGUGCCAAGCCACACCUAGCAGACUUGACAUUCUGCCCCCCUUGAUAGAGUAUCCUGCAAAGGAAAAAGAAGAGGGGAGGGAGAGAUACACAGAAUGUAUCCAAUUAGCAUACAAUUUAGAUUUACCUGGGUAUGGUUCAUGGAAUUUUUAAAGCCAUCUGGAGGCCUUAAUGUGUUAGAAAUUGACCCAUUCUGUCUCUGAAGGAGGAAAGUCUUUCCAUGCUACUAAGUACUAGAUUUCCCCCCAAUGUGUAUGAGAGUCCAAAAUGUCUCUAAAUUACCAAGACUGUUUUCAAGAUGAUGGACAAUUUAGUACUAAUAGACUCAUGGAGAAUAAAAAUGGCUCUGAUAGAGAGUAUACUUUUUUUUUCUCAGAAAGACACAAAUCUUUUUCAAGGAUUAAUAUGAUAUGGAUUUUUUAAAAACUUGCAAAUAUAAUUUUAAAAGUUGAUAUUCUACCUAAAUCUUUUUCUGACAUAAUCGAGUGCUUUUAGUACUUAAAGGAAGGAGUUUGCACUUUAGAUGGAGACUAAAUAAAUCUAUUCUGCAAAAGGAAAUGAUUGUAAAAAGAAAUUAUUUGAGCAUUUUGAUAAUAAUUUAGAUCAUGAGUGUCAAACUUGCAAUAUCAUGUGACAUGUCGUGACGUAUUGCGACUUUUUCCCCAUUGCAGGCAAUGAGGUGGCAUAGUUUUGGUGUGAUGCAUCUGGCCUAUGGGCCAGCAGUUUGAUAUCCCUGCUUUAGAUAAAGGGACAAGUUUAAUGACUGUGUUGGACGGUAGUAAAGCUGUUAUUUUAUAUAGUAUAAUCAAUUAUAGAAGAAAAAACUUCAGGAAAAGAUGCAAAAGAUUCAGACAGAAAGAAAUCGAACUGCAAAAGACAUGGACUCUAAAAUUUUACAUUAAAUUAAACUGCUACGGCAACAACUGUCCAUGUUAACAAUACAAGAAAUAGAAACAAAAUUGAAGUAUGUGAAAAAAAGACACUUUGAGUUUGCAAAUAAACCAGGAAGAUGGUUGAGAUAUAAAAGAAGAAAGGAAAGGGAAAAGCGAAUGAUUAAGAAAACCUGUGAAGGUAGCAAUGUAAAAAUGGACAAUGAACUUAUUAAAAAGUCGUUUCAACUUUUAUUCCAAUUUGUAUAAAAAACGAGUUAGACAUGUCUAGAAUAGAUGGAUAUCUUUUAAGACAACAGUUGCCUAAAUUAUCACAAACCCAGAGACAACUUAUGAAUGACCCAAUAACUACUUUUGAGAUAUCAGAAGAUAUUUAAAAAAUGAGAUCAGGUAAAGCUCCAGACACAGAUGGGCUUAAAAGCCAAUGUUAUAAGUAUUUUGAGGAUGAACUUCUUCAGCCACUAAAGGAUAUAAUGAAUGAAACAUUACCGGGGGGGGGGGGCGAAAUACCCCAAACGUGGAAGGAAACAAAUAUUGUGUUGUUACCAAAGGAGGGCCAAGAUGCCGCAAAGACAAAGAAUUACAGAUUAAUUUUAUUAUUAAAUAAAGACUAUAAACUCUUUGCUGAAGUUUUGACACAAAGACUAAAGAAAAUAUUACAAGAAUAUAUAUAUAUAUGAAUACCAUAUAUAUAUUUGGCUUUCUGCCAAAAAGACAGCUAAGGGAUAAUGUUAGGAUUGUUUGGAACAUAAUUGAAUACUUACAUAUCAUAAUGAGAAACAGGCCGCUCUAAUAGUCUUAGAUGCAGAGAAGGCCUUUGACAAUCUAAAUUGGGUUUUUAUGUUUAAAGUGUUGGAAAAAAUGGAUUUUGGAGAGAAUUUUAUUCCAGGAGUUAAAGCUGUUUACACAUCACAGCAAGCAAAAAUUGUCAUUAAUGAUGACUUAACUAACUCAUGUGAAAUUCAAAAGGGCAUGAGACAAGGAUGUCCCUUGUCUCCUCUGCUGUUUAUCUUGGUAUUGGAAAUUUUGAAUAGAGAUAUUGGGCAAGAUAAGAAAAUAAUGGGUAUAAACUUCAAGAAAGAAGCUUAUAAAUUGAGGGCAUUUGCUGAUGAUCUGGUUAUAUUCCUGCAAGAUCCAAAAAAUAAUAUAGAUGAGGAAGUUAAAUGAGUUUUGGGCUAUGUUAUGCUGACUAAGAAUAUGUCAUUUUAGGAUAAUGAUACAUUGAUUAAAAAGUCAGGUUUUCAGGCUGAGAAAAAUUUUGGGGGAUUAUGUUGACAAAAACAAAUAGAAAAUUGUUUCAAAACAGCUACUGUAUGUGACUCUUUGGAAUUAUAUCAAAAAGGACUUACAAAGAUGGGACAAACUGCAUUUAUCACUAUUGGGUAGAAUCUCAGUAAUUAAAAUAAAUGUUUUACCAAAGAUGCUUUUUCUGUUCCAGACAUUAUCAAUACUUGCAACUGAUACUCUAGUUAAACAAUGGCAAAGGGAUAUUUCCAUGUUCAUAUGGCAAGGGGCAUAAAAACCAAGAAUUAGAUAUAAGCUAUUUUGCAAGAUGCUAAGGAAAGAGAGGGUUUGGGUUUACCAGAUUUGAAAUCUGCUUGAUUUAGAGGGUCAUGAAUUAAGGUUUGGAUGGGACGUUUAUUUGUGGUAUGAUAAAUUAAAGUUAAUAUUAAUUUUAACAAUCACUUUGUUAGAUGUGCCAUACUAAGAAUGUGGAAUAAAUAUAAAACAAGGUUUUCCAUAAAGUUGCCUCUUUGGGUGUCCCCCCAGGAAGCCUUUUUUAGAAAAGAAAUUGUGAUGAAGCUGGACUGAUGGACUUGUGAUAAAACAAUACUUUUCAACUCUGGUGACCCUAUCAUCAAGUCGAAGGAAGAGUUAGAAUCAAAGGGCUAAAUCUGUUAUUGAUUUACAUAAGAUUUCCAUUUAAUUUUAACAAAGUCAAACCCAUAACUGAAAGAAAGAUUCAAACUAGAUAAAAAGAGUUAUGGGUUUGACUUUGUUAAAAUUAAAUGGAAAUCUUAUUGUGUGAUAGUGAUGAACAUAUUAUCAUUAAGAUUUAUAAAAUAUUGAAACUGAAUUUGGAAAGUGAAUAUGUAAAACAUUGUAUGAUUCAGUGGGCA
This is a messenger RNA of Crotalus tigris (Tiger rattlesnake), 6095 nucleotides long. RefSeq names its product transmembrane protein 245 (gene TMEM245). Lineage: Eukaryota; Metazoa; Chordata; Lepidosauria; Squamata; Viperidae. The coding region runs from base 142 to 2580 and encodes 812 amino acids. The transcript has 17 exons. The record is from RefSeq and is a predicted model, not a curated record.